This is a messenger RNA of Phacochoerus africanus (Common warthog), 1539 nucleotides long. RefSeq names its product TGFB induced factor homeobox 1 (gene TGIF1). Gene Ontology annotation, molecular function: RNA polymerase II cis-regulatory region sequence-specific DNA binding; DNA-binding transcription factor activity, RNA polymerase II-specific. NCBI's taxonomy places the organism in Eukaryota, Metazoa, Chordata, Mammalia, Artiodactyla, Suidae. Bases 301 to 1122 code for a protein of 273 amino acids. The record is from RefSeq and is a predicted model, not a curated record. Gene Ontology annotation, biological process: regulation of transcription by RNA polymerase II. The transcript is spliced from 4 exons.
CGCAGCAGGGAGACCAGAUCACGUUUCUGGGCUCCGCCACCCCCACGAGGGACAAGUGACAGCGGCCUGGGGGCGCGGAGUGAGGCGGCGCGGCUGCGGCGGCGCUCGGUGCCGUCCUCUCCGGCUGGAAGGAGCGGGCGCCUGAGAUCGGAGCGCCUUGUUUAGCAAUAACGGCUGGAGCGCGUCCUACAAGUUACGGGAGAGUCGGCCAGGAAGGAGGACAAUCGCUUGGCCCCUCCACCCCCGCUCCUGGCCCCUCGAGACCCCAGCGCUGCCUCGCGCUGGAAGGGGAGCUCCAGAAUGAAAAGCAAGAAAGGUGUUGUUGCCGUGUCUGGCAGUGAGACAGAGGAUGAUGACAGCAUGGACAGCCCCCUGGACCUCUCCUCGUCUGCCGGCAGUUCAGGCAAGAGAAGGCGAAGGGGCAACCUGCCCAAGGAAUCCGUUCAGAUCCUCCGCGAUUGGCUGUAUGAACACCGAUACAAUGCCUACCCCUCGGAGCAAGAAAAAGCAUUACUGUCCCAGCAGACACACCUCUCUACACUACAGGUCUGUAACUGGUUCAUCAAUGCCCGACGCAGGCUCCUCCCGGACAUGCUGAGAAAGGAUGGCAAAGAUCCAAAUCAGUUCACAAUUUCCCGACGUGGGGCCAAGAUUUCUGAAGCCGGGUCUGUAGAGUCGGCAAUGGGCAUCAAAAACUUCAUGCCGGCUUUAGAGGAGAGCCCAUUUCAUUCCUGCACAGCUGGACCCAACCCAGCCCUUGGGAGGCCACUGUCUCCUAAGCCAUCCUCCCCAGGAUCAGUUUUGGCUCGUCCGUCAGUGAUCUGUCAUACCACUGUGACUGCAUUGAAAGAUGUGCCUUUCUCUCUCUGCCAGCCAGUUGGUGUGGGACAGAACACAGAUAUACAGCAGAUAGCAACCAGCAGCUUUACAGACACCUCCCUCAUGUACCCAGAGGACACAUGUAAAUCUGGACCGAGUGCAAAUACACAGAGUGGUCUCUUCAACACUCCCCCCCCUACUCCACCGGACCUCAACCAAGAUUUUAGUGGAUUUCAGCUUCUGGUAGAUGUUGCACUCAAACGGGCUGCAGAGAUGGAGCUUCAGGCAAAACUGACGGCUUAACCCCUUUUUCAAGCAAAACCUCAAAAAGGUUAUGAUUGCCGGGGUGAUGGCAAGAGAUAGAUUGCAUUAUUUUAUAUUUUUUUAUUAAUAUUUGCACAUGGGUUGCUAAAGUGAAGCUUCCUGUUACUGAGAUGUCUUCAAUGGAAUCCAGUCAUUCCAAGAACUAUAAACUCAAAGCUACUGUAGAAACAAAGGGUUUUCUUUUUUAAAAUGUUUCUUGGUAGAUUAUUCAUAAUGUGAGAUGGUUCCCAAGAUCAUGUGAUUUUUUUUUUUCCCCUUCCCCUCCCCUUUUUUUGUUGGUGUUUUUUCCAGACUGUGCAAUAAUUAGAGAACCUAUAGCAUCUUCUCAUUCCCACGUGGAACAGGAUGCCCACAUACUGUCUAAUUAAUAAAUUUCCAAUUUUUUUCAAACAAGUA